AUGUCAGAGCCUGUACCUUUGAUCAUCAACAACCAAAACAUUCAGACUAAGGUAAGUUUUAACGUUGACAACCCCAACGACGGGAAAUUUCUCUGGGGUGUGUCUUCCGCAGGGCUUACUGAAGUUGAAGGCGCUGCCGCUGCAGCGGAAGCCGCGUUUCCUGCUUGGGCAUCCCUGGGCUAUGCUACAAGACGCGAUCUUUUGCAUAAAGCAGCACACGUUAUCCACGAGUCGAGGGAAGAUAUUGCUACUAUUCUCCGCAAAGAGACCGCCGCUGGCGAAGGCUGGGCCUCAUGGGACAUUGACGCAGCCGUAGCAACCAUCAAAGAUGCGGCCAGUCAUGUCUCCUCAAACAAUGGAGUGAUUCCCCCGACAAAUGAUAGUAGUGAUACAGCCUUGGUAUUUAGGGUCCCUUAUGGUGUGAUUCUCACCAUUGUUCCUUGGAAUGCUCCAGGCGUUCUUACAAUGUCUUCUCUCGCAUAUGCGCUUGCCGCUGGCAACACUGUUAUCGUGAAAUCGUCAGAGUUGUCACCCCGGACAUAUUUCCUAUUAAUCGAUGCUUUCCGCCGAGCCGGAUUUCCUCCUGGGGUGGUUAACCUCCUGACACACGCACCGGAUAAGGGGCCGUUGGUGAUUCCAGCCCUCAUUCAAAACCAAGCUAUUCGAAAAAUCUCCUUUACGGGAUCCAGCGCUACCGGUAGGGUUGUUGCAAAACUCGCUGGUGAAGCCCUGAAACCUGUCGUUCUGGAACUUGGUGGCAAGGCUCCUGCAAUUGUUUUAGAAGAUGCCAGCCUCAAUGAUGCAGCUCGUAGAAUCUUGCAGGGAGCCUACGGUCACGGAGGGCAAAUUUGUAUGGCAACCGAACGCGUAAUCGUGCUCCGGUCUAUUGAAGAGCCCUUUGUCGAAGCGCUUAAGGUAGCACACGCAGAGCAAUCUCGUGACAAUACCCACAGCCAACCAUUGAUCUCCCAAUUGGCAGUGCGACAAAUCAAGGCACUUGUUGAUGAUGCAAUAAAGAAUGGAGCAAGUAUAGUUUCGGGACCAGCGAGCUAUGCUGAUGAAGAAGGUCGAGUGUUCGGUCCGACUAUACUUCGCUCUGUCAACAGAACAAGUGAACUCUACUAUAAAGAGUCUUUCGGACCUGUUAUCUCACUAUUUGUUGUAGACACCGUGGAUGAGGCCGUUCUGCUGGCGAACGACACCGAGUAUGGGCUUGCGGCUAGUGUUUGGUCAAAGAACAUCGGGAACGCGCUGCGAGUUGCUAAGAGGAUACACUCUGGUACUAUUCAAAUCAACGAUAGCACGACACAUGGCGAGCCGACUCUGCCUCAUGGCGGCUUUGGAGCCAGCGGGUUUGGGAGGCAGUCAGGCCCGGACGCGUUAGCCGAGUUUCAGACCUUGAAGUAUAUCCGUCUUAGCCUCAAAUGA
This is a messenger RNA of Clonostachys solani, 1428 nucleotides long. The record is from the annotation of a GenBank genome assembly. Lineage: Eukaryota; Fungi; Ascomycota; Sordariomycetes; Hypocreales; Bionectriaceae.